AUGACAUCCUCAGCAGACCUUCAAGCACAGAAUGAGCACAUGAAACGUAAGAUUCACGCACUGCUUAGUGCCAACACGACACUAGAGAAAGAGGUAGUGGAGCUUGCAUUAGAGUGCGACGAACUCCAGUUUACAGCCACCAACAAACAGCAGAUACUGGAACAGGAAAUUGAGGCAGUGGAUAAGGAACUCACGUCGCUGCGUUCGCAGUGUCAGUCAGUUAUGACGAAGAUUGUUAAUAAAGUAGACGCUCAGAUCAAGACUGAGCUCAAGCAAGACGAGACGCCGAUGCGAGUUAGUCACAAACUGUCCUCAGCAUUUAACCACACGUUGCAACAUGCCAGGAAUAUGUCGAUGUCUAGAGAACGACAAUCAUCGACGGCCAAGAUGGUGGCUCAUGGUCUGAUCAAAGCAUCAAGCUAUAUGACUCUACCAACAGGAAACCCCUCACAUUUUGAUGCGCCACGACGUCCCAAGAUGAAUAAGGAAAGCCCUCCAAUCCUGUCGUACACAAAGAGUGCGUAUGGCUCGACGAAGACGCUGCUGUUUUCGACUCACUCGCAUUACGACAAUUUUCGGCGGCGAAGUGGAAAUUGCCGCAAGAGUUAUGACCCUGUCAUGGUGCUUUAA
This is a messenger RNA of Peronospora belbahrii, 630 nucleotides long. NCBI's taxonomy places the organism in Eukaryota, Oomycota, Peronosporomycetes, Peronosporales, Peronosporaceae. The record is from the annotation of a GenBank genome assembly.